CUCUCUCUCUCUCUCUCUCUCUCUCUCUCUCUCUCUCUCUUUCUCUCUCUCUCCCUCUCUCCUGUCCGCGAGUCCACACGUGCGCAGCGCAGUCGAGCGCUUGGCAGGAGACGGGGAUCGGCAGGAGGAGGAAGAAGAGGAGGAGGAGUGCAGGAGUGCGCGCGCUGUUGUCUUCGCGGCUGCUCGUGCGGAUCAGCUCUGCUUUCCAGGAACGGUCAGUCAGACGGGCGUCCUAGAGGCGCGGAGCGGCGCAUCGAGGGGGGCUGGAGAGAAGAGUGUGGGGCUCGCGCGUGUCAUCGGACCGUCUCUACGCGGAGGGACCGUGCGCGCGCGCGCCCGGGUGAUACUGCUGUGGGGAGGGGAAGAAGGGGCAGAAGGAGAUCUUGGUUGCCGGAUGCAACAGCUUUUACAUACGUUUCUUUUUUUUUUCGCCGUCGCGCGUGCAGCUCCAACAUCUGUACUACAUCUCCGCCGUCCUCGAGCUUGUUCUACAGUUUUCUGAGUAUUUUCUACAACUUGAAGAAACGCAUUAUUUUUUUUUUUCUGGUGCACGAGACAGCCGCUCUGAGCGGAUGCGCAUUUGGGUGCGCGGGCGCGUAACAAGCCUGAACAGCUCGCCCGCCGCCCAGCGCGCGGCAUGUGGAUGUGGAUCUGCGCGCGCCUAAGCGGGAUGAUAUCGCUCGCGGACAACACGCUCGCCUCUGCGCCGCGGGAGCGCGCGCUCUGAUGGUGUUGCGCUGGUGCUGCGCUUCGCCCUGCUGAGGGGGGGCACGGAGGCGCGAGGCAACGCGCGCGCUCUGCUCCGGCACAGAGACAGUUCCGUAGCCAUGACAACCGAGGAGGUGGAUCCCACCGCAGUGGGCAUGUCCUCCCCUGGAGCCAGUCCCGGUCUGGAGGUGGCACCCUCGCCUGGAUGGGAGGAGCCAAUUGAUGAAGAAAAAGGGCCUCUGGAGCCAGAAGAGAGGGCGGGGCAUGUGGAGGAGGUGGAUGAUGAUGUCAGCAGUGAGCUGAGUGGUCUGGUGGUCCCGUAUCCAGAGCUGGCACCGGUGGUCUUCUUCUGCCUGAAACAGACCACCUUCCCUCGCAGCUGGUGCAUCCGCCUCGUCUCCAGCCCAUAUCCUUUACUGUAACACUACUGUAGUGCAAUACUGUAACACACUAACUCAACAUGCUAGUGUAACACCCAUCCAACUCAUUCCUGUAACUCAACACACUAGUGUAAGAUUCAACAAGCCAAUUUCUGUAACUCAACUCACUAGUGUAACACCUAUCCAGCUAAUUUCUGUAACUCAAUACAUUAGUGUAAGAUUUAAUCAGUUAAUUUCUGUAACUCAACACACUAGUGUAAAACUCACCCAGCUCCUUUCUUUAGCUCAACACACCAGAGUAACACCCAUCCAAAUUAUACCUGUUACUCAACACACUAGUGUAACACCCAUCCAAAUUUCAAAUGUAACUCAACACACUGGCAUAACACCCAUCCAAUUAAUAUCUGUAACUCAACACACUGAUGUAACAUCCAUCCAGCUCACGUCUGUAAUUCUACACACUAGAGUAACAACCAAUCCAACUCAUGCCUGUAACUCAACACACUAGUGUAACACCCAUCCAACUCAUGCCUGUAACUCAACACACUAGUGUAACACAUAUCCAACUCAUACAUGUAACUCAACACACUAGUGUAACACCCAUCCAACUCAUACCUGUAACUCAACACACUAGUGUAACACCCAUCCAACUCAUACCUGUAACUCAACACACUAGUGUAACACCCAUCCAACUCAUACAUGUAACUCAACACACUAGUGUAACACCCACCCAGCCCAUAUCUGUAACUCAACACAAUAGUGUAAAACCCAACCAGCUCAUACAUGUAACUCAAUACAAUAGUGUAACACCCACCCAGCCCAUAUCUGUAACUCAACACACUAGUGUAACACCCAUCCAACUAAUUUCUGUAACUCAACACAAUAGCGCAACACCCAUCCAACUCAUAUCUGCAACUCAACACACUAGCGUAACACCCAUCCAACUUAUACGUGUAACUCAACACACUAGUGUAACACCCAUCCAACUUAUACGUGUAACUCAACACACUGAUGUAACAUCCAUCCAGCUCACGUCUGUAACUCUACACACUAGUGUAACACCCACCCUGCUCAUACUGUAUCUGUAAUUUAACACACUAGUGUAAGAUUCAAUCAGAUAAUUUCCGUAACACAACACAAUAGUGUAAAACCCAACCAGCUCAUAC
This is a messenger RNA of Astyanax mexicanus (Mexican tetra), 2254 nucleotides long. Its product is annotated as voltage-dependent T-type calcium channel subunit alpha-1I-like. NCBI's taxonomy places the organism in Eukaryota, Metazoa, Chordata, Actinopteri, Characiformes, Acestrorhamphidae. Bases 828 to 1130 code for a protein of 100 amino acids. The record is from RefSeq and is a predicted model, not a curated record. The transcript is spliced from 2 exons.